Zygosaccharomyces rouxii is the source of this 2538-nucleotide messenger RNA. RefSeq names its product EST1 family protein. The coding region runs from base 1 to 2538 and encodes 845 amino acids. Gene Ontology annotation, molecular function: protein binding; telomerase RNA binding; telomeric repeat DNA binding. Gene Ontology annotation, cellular component: telomerase holoenzyme complex. NCBI's taxonomy places the organism in Eukaryota, Fungi, Ascomycota, Saccharomycetes, Saccharomycetales, Saccharomycetaceae. The record is from RefSeq and is a predicted model, not a curated record. The transcript has a single exon. Gene Ontology annotation, biological process: nuclear-transcribed mRNA catabolic process, nonsense-mediated decay.
AUGACAGCCUUGCCGUCAGAAGUAGAGAAGAAUGUUUGGGAGACUAUUAAUGAUUUUAGCGAACAGUUAAACGCUACGUUCAAAUCUAAUAAAAUAGUCCAAGAUUAUGCCCUAUUAAGCGGAUUUUUAAGCUUUGUUCAUUCCAAAUUAAGUCGGUUAAUUACAGAAAUAUUGGAUAAACAACAAAGGAUUUUUCAAAAUCAAGAGAAAGAUGCUGGUGAUAUGGAAAUCGAUGAUAAAAGUAUUCCCUUGAUACUAAGAUUGUAUUGGGAAAAAAUUGCAUACCCAAUUUUCAAAUGGUUUCAAAUAUGGAGGAAAAUGCUUUUGCCCAAAACCCCAAAGGAACAGCCAAGAUACGUGGAAUUCAGAAGAAUGAACACUAAAUUGACCAAAUUUUUUAAGAGUGUUCACAAGUUUUACUAUAACGUUAUGGAAACUUUACUAAGCAAAUACGACAUGUCCGAGGUGAUUCCAAAGGAGAUUUUGCAGGAUGUUUGCAAUGAUACUAAACUUCAAGAAGGAAAUGAGCUUUUAAAAUUGAGUGCUAAUGGUCGAUUUACAGUUUUAACUGUGGUUACUUUAAACUGUUGUCUACUAUAUUUGGGAACAGCUCAAAGAUACAAAUCUUUGGGUGAAAAAUUGUCAAACAAAUAUUCAUCUCAAGAUUUCAAGAAAUCCUUUAGAUACCUUGAUUUGGCUUCAUUGAUUUUACCUUCCAUUGGUGAAGCUCAUCUGCAAAAGGGUAUGAUUAACAUUCAAACUGAUAAUUUGGGUAAUGCUAUUUAUGAAUUUACAAGAAGUGCAUUAUCAAGAAUUCCUAGCCCUGCAGGUCUUACGAAUUUUGCUACUAUAAUUUGUGAAAAGGAUAGUAAUUUGCGUCAAAGGUUUGAUUCUGUACUUAAGGAAACACACUUACAAGAAAUGGAGGGCACUAAGAUCAUUAAUAGAGAAAUCAUUGAAUUUUACUUCCUUGCUCUAUUUGGUGCUCAUUUUGCACCAAAUGCUUGGCUCAAUCCAAAUGAUAAGAGAUGUUUACUUGAUGGUAUGGGCACUGAUCAUUUAAAGGAAGUUAUGCUCCAUAGGAUCCGAACAAGAUAUUUGAAAAAUGUGGAAACAAUUUUCCAUUCCUUAGUGACCGUCAUUGGUGGAUUUGAUCUUUUACUCAUUAUCCGUAAUGGACCUAAGAAGACUCCUUUCGAUAUCAAAAGCAUCAAUCUGAAAGACUUGGAUGAAACUUGUCUUUCUUAUUUGAAAUUUGCGUUUGAUUUCAUCACACAGGUAUUUAACACCGUGAUAAAAGAUUGUUGGCAGAAAAAUUUGGAAAAUUAUCAGUACCUUGCCAUGGUACGUAUUGUGGAAUGUUGGAUUAAAUCUAAUCGUGCCGUUCUUCAAUUCUCACAUCGUGAUGAAGGAUUUUGUAAGUCUUUAUUACAAUUGUUGAACGAUAUUGGUAAAAGUAAACUUGUGAAAGUAUCGCCUACUGCCAAUCACAGACCAAAGAGGAAAUAUUUCUUUCCAGAGGACGUUGAUUUUAAAGAGUUUUCAUGUGUCAAAUAUGCUUUGACUGAUUUCAACGACGAAGAAAUUUACAUGAGUAAAGACGUACCAUGUAGAUUGCUGAACAUGCCACCAGCUGAGGAUAAACUUUCAGCUGAAGAUGAAGGUAAGUUGAGAUUAAAUGCGAUUGUUGCAGCUGGUGUCAAAUUUUUAGCAAAAAACAGUUGCGGUGUGGAAUGGAAUGCUCAGAAUAAGAUGUACGAAUUCCAUCCUAAGAUUAAGAAACCAACUACGGAAAAAAUUGGAUUCUCAACAAUCAAAAGACAGUCGUUUUCACCAACAGCUAAUCGUCUAAAUCAAAUUCCCAUGGUAUCCAAGACUGUAUCCGUAUCAGAAUUGGAAGAGCAACUGGCUGAAAGAACCAAACAAAAUAUUAGUAAUGUUGAUGUUAACGGCAUGAGCAACAAUAUUAUUAUUAACAAGAGUGGUAAUAAAUGGGGGUACAGUGGAUCUUCAGCUCCCAUGGCCCCCACAUCUUUGUCUACCAAGCCCAGCUCUACAUUAACGAAUGCAGCAUCGGCACAGAAUUUUACCGGUGAGCAUACUGAUUUUCCUAAUAUGUUUGCACAACAACCACCACCACCAGCUUCAGCUUCAUCUAAUUCAUCUUCGGUAGCAUCAUCUGUUCAUACACCUAGUUUACCAAUGGUAACGCCAACCUAUCCCUACCAGAUGUACCCGGGAGGUAUGGCGGCUACCACACUUGCACCAUUGGAACAGCAGCAACAACAACAACAACAACAACAACAACAGUAUUUCUUCCCUCAAUAUCCAUUUAUGUCAGCGCCACCUCCACCGGCACAAAUCGGAUUCCCACAGAUGCAAGCACCUGCGCCAUAUGUACAGCGCCAAGAUCCCACGUUCUUCAGUGGUAACCCGGCAUUUUCAACAAUGAAUCAACAAGGUAUGUAUUUUGGGCAGAGAUCAUUCCCUUACGGGCCACAGAACAGUGGUGGUAGCGAUGGGUAUACUAUAUUCUAA